Sapajus apella (tufted capuchin) is the source of this 1872-nucleotide messenger RNA. RefSeq names its product growth hormone secretagogue receptor (gene GHSR). Gene Ontology annotation, biological process: G protein-coupled receptor signaling pathway; hormone-mediated signaling pathway. Gene Ontology annotation, cellular component: plasma membrane. The record is from RefSeq and is a predicted model, not a curated record. The transcript is spliced from 2 exons. Bases 44 to 1144 code for a protein of 366 amino acids. NCBI's taxonomy places the organism in Eukaryota, Metazoa, Chordata, Mammalia, Primates, Cebidae. Gene Ontology annotation, molecular function: growth hormone secretagogue receptor activity.
CAGCGCUGUCAGGUCCCAGAGACUGUUCGGCUGAGCCGGCAGCAUGUGGAACGCGACGCCCAGCGAAGAGCCGGGGCUCAACCUCACGCUGGCGGACCUGGACUGGAAUGCAGCCCCCGGCAACGACUCUCUGGGCUACGAGCUGCUGCCGCCCUUCACUGCGCCGCUGCUGGCGGGCGUCACAGCCACCUGCGUGGCGCUCUUCGUGGUGGGCAUCGCUGGUAACCUGCUCACCAUGCUGGUGGUGUCGCGCUUCCGCGAGCUGCGCACCACCACCAACCUCUACCUGUCCAGCAUGGCCUUCUCCGACCUGCUCAUCUUCCUCUGCAUGCCCCUGGACCUCGUUCGCCUCUGGCAGUACCGGCCCUGGAACUUCGGCGACCUGCUUUGCAAACUCUUCCAAUUCGUCAGCGAGAGCUGCACCUACGCCACGGUGCUCACCAUCACAGCGCUGAGCGUCGAGCGCUACUUCGCCAUCUGCUUCCCGCUGCGGGCCAAGGUGGUGGUCACCAAGGGCCGGGUGAAGCUGGUCAUCCUCGUCAUCUGGGCCGUGGCCUUCUGCAGCGCUGGGCCCAUCUUCGUGCUAGUCGGGGUGGAGCAUGAGAACGGGACCGACCCUUGGGACACCAACGAGUGCCGCCCCACCGAGUUCGCGGUGCGCUCUGGACUGCUCACGGUCAUGGUGUGGGUGUCCAGCGUCUUCUUCUUCCUUCCUGUCUUCUGUCUCACGGUCCUCUACAGUCUCAUCGGCAGGAAGCUGUGGCGGAGGAAGCGCGGCGAUGCUGCCGUGGGCGCCUCGCUCAAGGACCAGAACCACAAGCAAACCGUGAAAAUGCUGGCUGUAGUGGUGUUUGCUUUCAUCCUCUGCUGGCUGCCCUUCCACGUAGGGCGAUAUUUAUUUUCCAAAUCCUUUGAGCCUGGCUCCUUGGAGAUUGCUCAGAUCAGCCAGUAUUGCAACCUCGUGUCCUUUGUCCUCUUCUACCUCAGCGCUGCCAUCAACCCUAUUCUGUACAACAUCAUGUCCAAGAAGUACCGGGUGGCGGUGUUCAGACUUCUGGGAUUCGAACCCUUCUCCCAGAGAAAGCUCUCCACUCUGAAGGAUGAAAGUUCUCGGGCCUGGACAGAAUCUAGUAUUAAUACAUGACCUAGCACAUUGCUGAUUACAGUCACUGCUUAUUCUAAACCGGAAGCCAUAGCAGAGCAGAAUUUGGGAGGAAGCUGAAGGUUAAUUUUGGAAUUAGGAACAUGUAGAUCCUGAAACAACUGGGAGGGAAAAAAGACAUCAUUUGUAGGGUGUGAGCAGUUUGAUUUGAUUGCACACUUAUUAGUGCUCUCAUACACUAUUUCUGCAUAUUCACUGCCUAUGAUUUUUCAUUCUGCUGUGGGUGCUGGUGAGGGCUUUGCAAUUCAGAGAAAGGAGGAAGUGCAGAGUGAGCAAUUAGGGCACUUCAAGGUGGGUAAAGACAAAUUUGCUUUGCUUUUUCAUAAUGAUCAAAAUUAUUUGGUUAAAAGAAUCACUUUACAAUAAAAAUUUUAAAGUAUAACUUUUAAAAACCAGCAAUUUUCAUAAAGCUCUAGAGCAGUGCUAUCCAAGAGAAAUAUAACAUAAGGCACAUGAAAAAGUUAUUAAAAAUAAAUUUACAUUCUUUUUUUCACACUAACUCUUUGAAAUCUGGCAUGCUUUUUACAUUUACAGAAUCCCUCAAUUUGGACACUGUUUUCAUCAGUAAUAUUUGAUGUAUUUAGAGUUCAUAAAAUUUACAAGUAAAACGUAGAUUCAACAACCUAAGUUGUCUAAACACACUUAAAAGUUUUCCAAUAACGAAACAACUGUAAAUUUUUAAACUUAAAAUUAAUUAAAGUUAAAAAUUC